This is a messenger RNA of Vicia faba (fava bean), 552 nucleotides long. NCBI's taxonomy places the organism in Eukaryota, Viridiplantae, Streptophyta, Magnoliopsida, Fabales, Fabaceae. The record is from the annotation of a GenBank genome assembly.
AUGGCGCUACAAAAGGUACAAGAACUUACUAAGUUCUUGGUAGAGUUAUGGGAUCUUAUGGAGAUGCCAAUUGAUGAGCAAAAAGCAUUUAGCCAUGUUACUAGAUUAAUUUCAGCAUCAGUUGACGAAGUGUCAAUCCGAGGAUGCCUCUCUGCUGAUGUCAUUAAGCAGGUUGAGGUUGAAGUUCAGCGCUUAAAUGUUUUGAAAGCUAGUAAGAUGAAGGAAUUAGUGUUUAAAAGACAUAAUGAACUUGAAGAAAUUUACAAAGGAGUUCAUAUGGAUGUGGAUAGUGAAGCGGCUAGAAAGAUUCUCACCAACCGCAUAGAAUCUGGUAAUAUCGAUAUGUCUGAAUUGCUUCAAAGCAUGGAUGAUCAAAUCAGAAUGGCCAAAGAGCAAGCUUUAAGCAGAAGAGAUAUCUUAGAUAGGGUGGAGAAGUGGAAAUUUGCAGCUGAGGAGGAAAAGUGGUUAGAUGAAUAUGAAAAGGAAAACAAGAAGCAAUUAUUUUGCCUAAUUAGUGAUUGUAUCUAUGAGUUCAACGCUUUUGGAUCAUGA